AUGAGUGCAUACGGAAAUAACAACUACGCUCGUCCCGCCUAUGGGGCAGAUGGCGGCGACAACGGGGGCGGUUUCUUUGGAGGCUCACAGGGCGGCAGCCAAGGCGCAGGAAGGGGCCUGAGCGAAGAGUCCCUCCGCCCCGUCACGAUAAAACAGAUAAUCGACGCCGAGCAGGCCUACCCAGACGCCCCCUUCCGCAUCGACAGCCUCGACGUCUCACAGGUCACCUUCGUGGGCCAGGUGCGAAACGUCUCGCCACAGACCACCAACAUCACCUUCAGACUCGACGACGGCACCGGCAUCAUCGAGGUCAAGCAGUGGAUCGACGCAGACAAACAGGACGACUCGAAACCCUCCUUCGAGCUCGACCAGUACGUCCGCGUCUGGGGCAGGCUUAAGAGCUUCAACAACAAGCGACAUGUUGGUGCCCACGUCAUCAAGCCCAUUGCCGACUUCAAUGAGGUCAACUACCACCUGCUCGAAGCCACAUACGUACAUUUAUUCUUCACCAAGGGCGCCCCCGGCGGCGAGGGUGCUGGUGGUGCCAAGGCCAACGCUGGAGACAACGACAGCAUGUUUGUGGACGGUGGCGAUGGUGGCUAUGGAGCCAACGACAACGACUCCAAGGUGGCCCACCUCUCGGCCAAGGCCAAGCGCUUCUACAACUAUCUGAAGCAUGCUGAAGGCGGAAGCGAAGGUAUAAGAAUUGAGCAGAUCGCCUCAGGCGUGAACAUGAGCGUCCAAGAUGCAGCAGCGGCGGCAGAGGAGCUCAUCGGUCCGGGCGUCAUCUACACCACUAUGGAUGAUGAGACAUACGCUAUUCUGGACUACUAA
Molecule: messenger RNA, 834 nt
Organism: Truncatella angustata
Lineage: Eukaryota; Fungi; Ascomycota; Sordariomycetes; Amphisphaeriales; Sporocadaceae
Exons: 3
Coding region: 1-834 (277 amino acids)
Biological process (GO): double-strand break repair via homologous recombination; DNA replication; nucleotide-excision repair
Cellular component (GO): chromosome, telomeric region; nucleus; site of double-strand break
Molecular function (GO): DNA binding
Source: RefSeq, a predicted model, not a curated record